Messenger RNA from Lytechinus pictus (painted urchin), 4159 nucleotides. Its product is annotated as heparan sulfate glucosamine 3-O-sulfotransferase 5-like. Gene Ontology annotation, molecular function: sulfotransferase activity. Lineage: Eukaryota; Metazoa; Echinodermata; Echinoidea; Temnopleuroida; Toxopneustidae. The transcript has 2 exons. The coding region runs from base 471 to 1733 and encodes 420 amino acids. The record is from RefSeq and is a predicted model, not a curated record.
AAUUCAAAAGUUGUCCCUAUAGUACGUAUCGAUUUAUUGCAGGCCCCCUUCUUCACGAAGUAUCGAUUUGUUUUUUAACUUUUAUUCCGCGGUUUAUUGUACAGUAUAACACACAGGUUAUAGCAUUUGAUGUCUGUACAUGCAGUGACAAUGUUAACAUGGAUAUGCUUGUGCUUCUUGUAAGAUUACUAAAUUUUAGCUGAGAAUAUUAUCAACACAGCCCUAAUUGGAAAUACUUCGCAAGUUCAGAGUGAGGAUAUUAAGCAUCUUGAUUUAGUAUGAAUACCCCAACCUUGUCAUAAAGGACGUCAGAGGCAGUAGAUGUGAAUUUUGUCAUCGGUGGAGAAUCGCGCUACUCGGAGUGUCGAGUGUCAGGGUUCGCAACCGAACGCACUUGGAAACCAGAGACAAAAAAACAUUGACUCACCGAUACUUAUACCACAGACUGGCCAGGAUAUUAUUGUUUGAAAAUGCUAAGAAACGGUCUCUCCACACUGAGGAGGGAUAGAACAAACGCGCACAGAAUCAUUCCAUUAUGCGCAAUCCUUUGCGCAUGCGCAAUAUUACUCCUCAUCCGCAGCGGGAAGGUACCGUCAGUGCUGACGAUCGGUAAACGCGCUACCGCGUCGGAAAGUAUUUUGCGGGAUGCGCGCAAUAAACGAUACUUUUACAACCGCACCGCGAUACGCUUCAAGAAAACAUCGGAGGUGCGGCAAUGCUACCAUCUCUCGCGUUCUAUGAGAAACCAACUCCUGGACGUUGAAAGUCGAGACGACAUCGGAUGCAAGCAACGGGUACCUGACGUCAUCGUAGUUGGCGCGAAGGAAGGCGGAGAAGAAAGUCUUCGUUUUUUCCUUGAUAGACAUCCUUCUGUAAUGUUCCAUUCGACGGACACAAUCCGUUACUUCGACAGACCAACUUUCCGCCGAGUUAAAGGAAUGCCAUGGUACAUGGAGAAAAUGCCAUACACGUCCCCUGAUCAGGUCACCGUCGAAAUGGGCUCGGACUACUUCGCUAGCAGCACCGCACCCGACGGCAUCCGAAAUGACAUCGUGCCAAAGCCGAAGUUGAUCGUCAUAAUUCGGGAUCCAGUGAAGCGCGCACUGUUGGAAUACCACUCUGCCCAUUCUGUUACAGGGGAAGUUAAAAACAAAGGGUGGGUGAAAAACACAAAACGGUAUCCAUAUCUUGAUAGUUUACAUCAAAUCGACGAGUCCUUCACAAAGACCGUCAUGAGCGAUGGGGGCGACAUUCAUACUUGGAACGGUGUCGUCAACGUCGGCAUGUACGUGAUUCAUCUUCGGAGGUGGUUUGAAUGGUUCGGUCGUUCGCAGAUAAUGACGGUCGAUGGCGAUCGGUUGGAAACCGAUCCGAUACCGGUACUCCAGGCUGUCGAAGACUUCAUCGGUGUGCCGCGCUACUUCGAAAACUCCGCAGUUGCAUUCGACAAGCGUUCUAAGUCAUAUUGUUUGGUAAGACCCUUUAGCCUGUGCCCUCCGUCGAAACCAUCAUACCCUUCGCCCGAUCAGAACACGGUUAAUGCAUUACGAUCUUUCUAUCACCGGUACGACCGCCAGUUAUACCAGAUGUUGGGUAGUAACUUUACUUGGUUUAAAGACUCGUUAUUCGUCAACAAAACCGCGUUCUCUCUUUCGGAGGUACAGCAGACAGCGGAGGAGGAAGAUCCUAUUCAAGAAUCAUCAGACCAGCUGGUUGAAGACGAGAAUCAAUGAAUAUAAUUUUAUCAUAGUUGAUUUUUAUGAGACCUAGGCAAUCUGGGUGUUUCAUAAAGCUGUUCGUAAAGUUACGCACAACUUUACGCACGACUGGAACAUGUUCUUAGGUCAUAAAUGAAUUACAUAGGGAUAUCAUAUAGCACAAGAAAUGGUCACCAGUCGUGCGUAAAGUCAUUCGUAUCUUACGAACAGCUUUAUGAAACACACACCAGGCAUUUCAGUUGAAGACAAUCAUGAAUUUACUAAACUUUUGAUAACAAUAUAGGCCUACAUGCAGGCAUACGAACUCAUAAAAUAAUGGUCGGUGGAAUCUAACCCAAACAAAAACGUGUUUAAAGGCUUAUAGUCAGAGACAUGUUGGUAAAACGUACAAAUCUGACAGAUAUUAAGAAAAGUGUGAAUCUAUAAGCUACAGGACUGUUGUAAUCACUAUUGGUCAAUCAUAUUAGCCACUUAGUGUAAUGUAAUUUUGUUGCAAAGAAGAAAACAAACAGCACACUUAGCAAUGCCACGCUAUGUACACUUCGUACAGGUGCAGCAUUGCAACUUUCUAGUAUGAAAAUUUAAUAUGUGAAGUUGCAUCUCCAUGGUAAAGGUACUCCAAUACAAGACAGUGCAAAGGGGCACCUAUUAAGGAACCCCAAGACCAGAAAGGUACAGAUUUAAUUGGACCUAUCAAGGUAUUUCAAAGUUCAGAAAGGUACAGACUUGCACCUAUCAAGGAAUUCCAGAGUCCAAAAGGUACAAACUUGCACCUAUCUCAAGUUAUUCAAAGUUCAAAAGGAUACACUAAUUUGCACCUAUCUCAAGGUAUUCAAAGUUCAAAACGAUACAAAUUUGCACCUAUCAAGGUAUUCAAAGUUCAGAAAGGUACAAAUUUGCACAUAUCAAUGAAUUCCAAAGUCCAAAAAGUACAAACUUGCACCUAUCAAGUUAUUAAAAGUCCAAAAGGUACAAAAUUGCACCUAUCAAGGUAUUCCAAAGUCCAGAAAGAUACAAACUUGCACCUAUCAAGGUAUUCAGACUUCAGAAAUAUACAAAUUGCACCUUUCAAUGUAUUCAAAGUUCAGAAAGGUAAGAAUUUGCACCUAUCAAGGUAUUCCGAAGUCCAGAAAUAUACAGAAUUAAUGCCCCUAUCGAUGUAUUCAAAGUUCAGAAAGAUACAAAUUUGCAGCUAUCAAAGUAUUCCAAACUCCAGAAUCAUAUGGUACAAAUUUGCACCUAUCAUGGUAUUCCAAAAUCCAGAAAGGUACAUAUUUGCAACUUUCAAGGUACUCCAAGACCAGAUAUAGGUGCAAUUAAAAUUGCACCUAUCAUGGUCCGGAAAAGUAGAAAGUUAUCAAGGUACUCGAAUUAGACCAGGAGGGUGCAAAUUAAAGUUGCACUUAUUUAAGGUAAUCCAAUACCAGAAAAGUGUCAUGCUGCACCUAUUUAUGGGUACUCCAAUUAGGAGCAUGAAAAAUACAAAGUUGCACCCAGUCUGACUUUGUGUGUAUAGCUGGAUGUAUGUGCAUAUUAAUAUGUGCAGGCUAAUCUACGAUUAUUAUUUUUUUAUACUUGUUCCCCCAUCCAGUUUUCUGUUUUCAAAAUUAAAGUAAAAUUUAUACCAUGGUCAUAAACUUAGAUCAGUCUACUAACUCUUUAUAACUGACAACUUAUGUCAUCGGGACCUGCAUGCAGUUAUAAAAGAUUGCUUUUAUACAUGUGUAUAGGUAUAGUUCUCAUCAUAUUUUUCUGACUCAAAUAUUUUUUUGUGACUAAUUUAGGCUUGAUCUAUUUUCUAUAUGAUUUAUUUGUAAUUUCAUAUUAUGCAUUAUUUGUUUAUAUGAAACAUAAUAUAUAUGAAGAAAAAUCGAGAAAUAUGAUAAAAAUAAAACAAAUGAAACUGCUGCACCUUUAAAAACAAACUUUUUACUUUUUAAUAUAUUGGGUAUAUUUCAAGGACAGUCGCUCCAUUUGCACUAUUGAAAAAAUGGCUAAAAUUUAUUUAAAAAAAGGAGCUUUGACUGAUUUUAAAUCAUGCACUCAUGAAUAUUUAUUACAUCAGUAAAUGACAAAAAUUUUAGGUAAUAUAGCUAUAACAAUUAACGUAUUCAUGUUUAUUCAAUAUUUCCACCAUGAAAAGUUUAAAAAAAGUAUGUGGUUCGAUUACCAUAUCAUUUCAAUCAAAACAUGUUAUUCUAAGUGAAAUUUUCAAGGUUACAUAAUAUGAAAAUUGUUAGUAACCGUAGCCCGCCAAGUAUAGCAAAGUUGUUCUAUAAAUAGGAGUCAAUGACAGGACUCAGUGGAUUGGUGUACGAUGUUAGGAUUAGGAUGUACGAUUAAAUGAUAGGAUAAAUAAGAUAGAAUGAUUAGGGAUCGAGUAAAGAGUUGUAAAGGUGAACUUCACCUUGAAAUCAAUAAAUGUUAAACAGUUUCCAUCA